This is a messenger RNA of Passer montanus (Eurasian tree sparrow), 2255 nucleotides long. It is a transcript of the gene PRPH2, whose product is annotated as peripherin 2. Gene Ontology annotation, cellular component: membrane. Lineage: Eukaryota; Metazoa; Chordata; Aves; Passeriformes; Passeridae. The record is from RefSeq and is a predicted model, not a curated record. The coding region runs from base 1 to 1065 and encodes 354 amino acids. The transcript has 3 exons. Gene Ontology annotation, biological process: visual perception.
AUGGCACUGCUGAAAGUCAAAUUCAAUCAGAAGAAACGGGUAAAACUAGCACAGGGACUAUGGCUCAUGAACUGGUUUUCGGUGUUUGCUGGAAUCCUUGUUUUUAGCAUGGGAUUGUUCCUCAAAAUUGAGCUCCGGAAGCGAAGCGAAGUGAUGGACAAUUCUGAAAGCCACUUUGUGCCCAAUUCUUUGAUAUUGAUGGGUAUAUUAUCCUGCGCCUUCAAUGGUUUUGCUGGAAAAAUUUGUUACGAUUCUCUGGAUCCCGCUAAAUUUGCCAAGUGGAAGCCUUUGCUGAAACCUUAUCUGGCACUGUGCUGCGUCUUUAACAUGCUCCUUUUCUUUGUGGCUCUGAUUUGCUUUCUCAUGAGGGGCUCCCUGGAGAGCACCCUGGCCCAGGGGCUCAAGAACGGCAUGAAGUUCUACCGGGACACGGACACCCCCGGAAGGUGCUUCAUGAAGAAGACCAUCGACAUGCUGCAGAUUGAGUUCAAGUGCUGUGGCAACAACGGCUACAAAGACUGGUUCGAAAUCCAGUGGAUCAGCAACAGAUAUCUGGACUUCAGCUCCAAAGAAGUGAAAGACCGGAUCAAAAGCAACGUGGACGGGAGGUACCUGGUGGACGGCGUCCCCUUCAGCUGCUGCAACCCCAGCUCCCCCAGGCCCUGCAUCCAGUACCAGGUCACCAACAACUCUGCCCACUACAGCUACGACUACCAAACCGAGGAGCUCAACCUGUGGCGCCGCGGCUGCCGGGAAGCGCUGCUGAACUACUACAGCGGCAUGAUGAGCUCCAUGGGCGCCGUCAUCCUCCUCGUCUGGCUCUUCGAGAUGUCGGUGAUGGUUGGCUUGCGCCUUCUGCACACCUCCCUGGAAAGCAUUGCCAAUCCCGAAGACCCCGAGUGCGAGAGUGAAGGGUGGGUCCUGGAGAACAGCCUGAAGGACACUUUCAAAUCCGCGCUGGAGAACUUGAAAAAGCUGGGUAAGUUCAACCAGGUGGAAGCAGGAGCCGAAGGGGCCGAAGGAGAGGAAGGCGGGAAGACGCCAGCCAUCACUACAGUCAGUUGAGCUGCUCAUUGAGGUGGACUUUUUCUCAGAGAAAAAUAACACAAACUGAUAAUUGUGAAUAUAUCUACAUCUUAAAAGCUAUGUAUCAACCACCAGAAUACACAGUUCUACGCAUGUUCACUUUUGUACAUGGGAGCAUACAACAUAGUGCACCUUGGGAUAAAACACUUAUCCACAAUGUGAGUACACCAUAUCCAUAUCCUUCUGGGAAUAUGACCCCAACUAGGACUUGCAAUAUUCACAUGUUCCCUUGUCAGAGACAGUUAGUUUAAGAAAAAAAAAAUGUAAAAAAAAUAUUGCAGGCAUCACAAGGCGAUUUAUUCCAUCUUAUUUUGAAAUUAAAAGUGGAAUUUGAAAAGUUAUUAUUUUUUGCUCAAGUUGUUUCAUCAGCAUACUUUCUGUACUUCAGCUUUUAAGGACAAACAGAUUGGGUUUCUGGAGAGUAACAUGAUAGAAUUCAAAGAAAGAAGGAUUUCCAGAAUUGUAUAUAACUUAGUAUACAGGUAUUUUGACAAACCUCUCAUAUGUGAUUUUUGUUAAUGUGCUAAGCAAUGGUAUUUUCUGCUGUAUUCUUAAGACACACAUAGAACAAGAUGCAAACUUAUGCUGAGAAUUUAUGUACUAAGCAAAAAUUGUAAUUUAAUGAAGCAGCCCAGCAUCAUAAAAACAACAUUCAGGUAAGAUUGAGGGGGUUUAUUUCUCAGGGUUUUUUUGCAGGCUGUAUAUCUGGAAUAUAUGUGUUGUAGACUUAUGCUUCACCUUGUAUUUAAAUUCUUUGCAGAAGCUUAGAAGAUUCAUCUUUUAGUGGGUGAAAUCCAGGCUAUGAGCAUGUGCCAGUUAUGGUUACUCUGGGCAUUUCACAGAGUAUGUCAUCCCAUAACUUGCUCCAGAAUAUUCAAGCACAACUAUAUUUAAGGCAAGAAAAAGACAAACCCAAAUCUAGAGCCAAAUCCAGGCCAGUUAGAACUCACACAUUAAAUGUUUUCCAGGGGCCUAGAAAGUGGAUACCAUUCAUCCACAAGUACUUCAAGCCUCACCCUUUCAGGCCAGGGAAAACUGAGUUUAAAUCAAUCCCCAACAUGCAAAUUUUACUUUAUCAGUGAGGGGGUACUCCUCAUUAGAUCUUUUACAUCAAAGGGAAGGCACAAUUUGCAGAUGCUGCAUCUCUCCAAACUUAAUGUCAUAGCUGG